Diabrotica virgifera virgifera (western corn rootworm) is the source of this 7150-nucleotide messenger RNA. Its product is annotated as zinc finger protein 431-like. The transcript has a single exon. The record is from RefSeq and is a predicted model, not a curated record. NCBI's taxonomy places the organism in Eukaryota, Metazoa, Arthropoda, Insecta, Coleoptera, Chrysomelidae. The coding region runs from base 2213 to 4150 and encodes 645 amino acids.
CAAAAAGAGAUGAAACUAUUGGAGGUGGAAAUUAUCGUUAUAAACGUAUAAACUAACAUUACACAUUACAUUCUCUUGUCACAUUACGUUCUAUUACAAAUUCUGCUGUCACAGUGACAGUUGUCAUACUCCUCUGAUACGUCUAAAGGUGGGAAACUAUGUAAUGUUAUGUUAAUUUAUAUGCUAAUAACUAUAAUUUUCACCUCCACUAGUUUCAUGGUUUCAUCUCUUUUUGUUUCGCAAUGUAUAUUAUAUAAGUUCUGAGAUAAAAAGAAAUGAAACUAGUGGAGGUAGGAGAUUUAGCGAUAAAUACUUAUAAAUUUACAUUCUACUUAUUAUUUCCCACCUUUAGCCGUAUCGGACGAGUUUGGCAACUGCCACAACAGUUUGCAUACUCCUCUGAUACAUCUAAAGACCGCGUCCCACCAUCCAAUAAUUUGAUCAAACUGGUUUGAGCAAACUGAAAGUGACAGUUAGUGACGUCACAUCCUGAGUGUUCAUUGUGGAUAAUAAUGAAAAAUUUUAAUUUUAAAUAAAGUACAAACAAGUUAGACAACUCAAUACAAAAAAUUUAAUCAAACUAGACUGAUAGUGAGAGCACAGAUUUUUAGAAUUUCAAAAAAACUGCAAUUGUGACGUCACUUUGACGUACUUCCUCAAGUACGUCAAGUUUGCUCAAACUCUUUGAUCAAAUUAUUUGAUGGUGAGACGCGGCCUUAAAGGUGAGAAACAAUAAAUAGAAUGUAAGUUUAAUUAUAUGUUUUAUCGCUGAAUCUACAGUUUUAUCCCAGUGGCGGAUCCAGGGGAGGGCGAUCGCCCCCUGUCAAACCAAGUUAUAUAUUAAGAUUAUAAAAAACAUUAAUUUAUUCAUUUAUGUUUCGUAGACAUUUAGCUAAUCGGCCCCCCUCUUGACGAUGCUGGAUCCGCCACUGCCAUCUCCACUAUUUUCAUUUCUUUUUAUCUCACAACUUAAUAUUUUGGCGUUAUUUUAGGCAUUUUUGCAUAUAAAUAAAUGUUUACAUUGUGUUAAUAAUAGAAUAAAUUGGUUGUGCUUGGUCAUUGCCGUCUUUAUUUGAACAGGCCGUCACCAUCGCUUUAAUUAUUACUAUAAAGAAGGCUGCAUUGAUGCACAGCAUUAUGGGUAUCAACAGAUACAGAAGAAUUAGUAGGUAUAUCCAAAAGAUUUCCACUUGCACUUAUCUAGUAAUAUUAAAGUUUUCUAAAAACUGGAUACGUUUAUAUUAUCAAAUGCCUUUAAAAAUUCUUUUUAUUUGUACAGCAGCGGAUUUUUUAUAUUGACAAUUUAUUAUUGUCCACCAUUUUAUAAUUAUGUAUACAUUAAUAAAUUUAGUACUUUAGUAGUACACCUUCACUCUAAUUAAACAGGGCAGAGUGAGUUAUUUCAUUAAAAAUAUUUCAAACUAGAUAACGUAGAUAACAAAUGUAGGUAUGUCUUUCAAUGUUUGAUGGAUAAACUGUUUCGUAAUUUAAUUUAAUAAAUUUAAAUUUUAAAAAAUUAACUUGACAAUAUGUUUCUGAAUUACCUAAUACUGCUGUUUUCGGCUUCAAAAUAACAAGAUAGAAUAUUUUCAAUUUGUGAACAAAUGCUUAUUUUGAAGUUGUUGGCAAUAACUUGAUAUAUAACAAUGUAUGGUUAAUGUCUUUGAAUCUUCAUUGCGUUUUUUUUUAAUUUCAAUACCACACCUGAAUUUUGGCUCACCACACUAAACUUCACGAGAUAAAAAUAAAUUAGAUUUUCUUUUUGAUGUCACUUCCAUUUCAUCAUUCAGGUUUCACUUACUACAAAAAUCCACUAUCACGUAACUUGAAGCUAUUAGUUUUGUUUUUUGUUGCUGGCUACUUAUAAUCAAUUCAAUCCUUUUCUUGGGACUGUGUUUUUUGGCAAGUACCAUUUUCUUGUUUUGUCAUAUAUUUUUAUAGGCCCUCUAUUCAUUGUUGUCAAAUUUCAAUAUUAUGGUCUUGUGUUACGGGGUUAGGUCACACAUCUACAAAUGUCUAUCUUUGAAUGCUUUGAUAUGACAACUAAACGUUAAUCUAUUCAAAAUAAAUAAAUAACAAAAUAAAAAUAGUGAGAUACCUGACUGAACUACUGAUUAUGAUUUAUUUAAACUAAAAGUGAUCCAUAUAAAUAGUACUAUAGUAGUGGCAGUGUGAACUGGUGAUUUAAAAAGAUAUUCUUUGUUUUUGAAAAAUGACUGAUGAUAUAUUAUACUCAAUGGAAAAUUAUGGUUUAUAUUCCCACCAACUGCAUUUCAAACAAGCUCAACAAAAUUGUUCAUUUUCCCAUAUAUUACCCCAUUUCUCACCAAAUGUAUCACAUAUUCAAAAUAAUUCUAUCAGCUACCAGAAUCAAAUGCACUCAUCAAAAUGGGAGAACAGAACAUCAGAAUUAGAAAAGAACAAAUUUACUGACACAGUGGACAUGGUUGAUAUAAGCAGUAAAGAUUUAAGUCCCUGCAGUAAUAUUGAAUAUUUAGAUCCAGAAAUGUAUAAGGAUACAAAUAAAGACCUGGGUUAUAAUAAAUAUAAUCAGUGUACAUAUGCAUUAAAUAGCAAUAAUCAAAGAAAUUAUGAUUACACUUCUUGUGUCCAAUACGAAAAAUCAGUUAAAUGUUACUCUCAGAAAACAUAUGAUAGUGCAUAUUUAAAAAGCUGCAAUUUUAAUGCUAACGGAAUGGUGCUCAAUAAUGAAACUUUAUUUAAAAAUGGAAACUAUAAAUUUCCAAGUUACGAUAAUUAUGUAGAAUAUAACGGAUAUAACUGCUAUAUGAGUAAUCAAGAAAAUAAUGUACAAGUACAAAGUGACUUUUAUACCACUACAAAUAUACAGCUAGAUCCUGUUUUGCCUUCUAUAGAGAUGGAAGAUUCAAAUGAAGACAGUGACAUUAUUGUAGAAGAAUCAGAAGGUGAAAUGGCAAAUAGUGAAGAUCAGGAUAAACCGUACCAGUCAGUGCAGUUAAAUAAAUGUGUUAUUUGUAAUUUGAUUUGUACUCCAUUUGGAAUCCAAUUUUAUUAUUUGACUUCUAAAAGCCCACUUACAAUGUCUACUCAAGUGCCUGUGAUUAAUAAAAUCGAAAGAAUUUUAGGUAAAAUUCCUACUACUAAACAUUAUGUAUGUAAUGAUUGUUUAGGCUUAAUUAAUACCAUUGAUCACUUACAACUUAAAAUUUUAACAUUCAAUAAUGAACUUGUGUUGAAGUAUAAGAAAACAUGUAUUGAAAAUAAAACCUUUUUUAGAGAAAUUAAAAAAAGGCCACUAAAAAAUAAAAUGAAAUAUAAAUGUAAAAUUUGCAACAAAAUUUUAUGUAUCCAGAAAUAUUCCUUAUAUCACUUAAAUAUGCAUAAGAAACCAUGCAUACUGUGUGAAUACUGUGGAAUAAUGUUUAGAAGUAGGAAGAAAUUUACUGUUCAUAACAGAAAACAUGCAAAGAAAAAUGUAAUGCCAUCACUAUUCAAGUGCAAAAACUGUACAAAAUUGUUUAAAACAAGAUCUCAUCUUAAGUAUCAUGAAAAUGUAUGUUUAGGACUGUUCCCUUUUGAGUGUAAAUUCAAAGAUUGUGACAAAAAAUUUGCUACCAAUACACAACAUAAAAAUCAUGUCAAAUUAAAGCAUGAAAAGAAAUUCAUAGCUAUAUGCUCUAUAUGUAAUAUUGGUUUUGUUAAAAUAUCAGAAUACAAAAAUCAUAAAAUCACACAUAGCACUGACAAGAAGUAUUCAUGUACAAAGUGUAAAAAUAGUUAUAAAAGUCUAUGCAACCUAAAAUUUCAUAUGAAAAUGCAUAAUAAACAGUUUCCGUUCUCGUGUAUGAUUUGCAAAAAAGGAUUCUUAAGAAAAGAAUACUAUGAAACACAUCUUAGUAAACACACUGGGAUAAAAAAAUAUAAAUGUUCAAUAUGCAAUAAGCAAGUGGCCUCUCAAAAGUAUCUUGAUUCCCAUCUUAAAUCACAUGAGUCAAAGAAAGUUUCAUGUAAUAUUUGUGGGAAACUUCUGUUAAAUAGUUUUAAGUUGAAGGACCAUAUUAGAGUUCAUAAUAAUUUAAAAGAGUUUGAAUGUGAUAGUUGCAACAAAAAAUUCAAUACUAGGGAUUCGCUUAGGAAACAUGUGAAAUACAAACAUAUCGAUACUUAAAUACAGUAGUAUUGAUAAUAAUGUAAAGCUUUAUCCAGAACAAAUGAGGCGCUCAGAGCAACAGUGGCCUAACCCACAUCCCACAAUUUUACCAAAACCCUUUUAUUAUGUUUAAGUUAUGCAUUACUUAAGUAUUUUCAGAUGCAGAGUGGCUCAAGCAACCAUUGCUUGAGCUACUCUGCAUCUGAAAAUACUUAAAUAAGGGAUAACUUUAAUGUGAUUAAAGCGUUUUGGUAAAAUUGUAGGAUGUGGGUUAGGCCACUGUUGCUCUGAGCGCCUCAAAUAUAGCAUACAAUAAAUUUUCCUAUUUGUUACUAUUAAAACUCACUUUUUGAUAUGGCUAGGACACAUAGAGAGAAGGAAGAACAACCUACUGAUUAAGAAGGUCACCAGAUGGAAGCCAAAAAUUGAAAGACCAAGAGGAAGGACCAGGUCAUAAGGGACAUCAAAAUCCUGAAAGUGAGAAAUUGGAGGGAAUUAUGCACAUAUCAAAAUAAGUGGAAGAAAAUUGUAACGAAAACCAAGUCAUACAGCAAACUAUGAUAACACGCAAGAAGAAUGCGAAGUGAUUCGAAUCAGAGAGCUCUGAGUAAGAGCGGCAAAAUAUAUUCUAUCAGGAAUGAAACGCCUUGAUGAUGAUGAUAACUCAGUUUUUAUUCAUUAAUUAAAAAAGGAUAUAAAAAUAGUGCUACAACAAUAAACAGUUCUUUAGUCUAAUAAAUAUAGGAUUUUCUUCUCAUCUACAGCCUAUCUUUUUUUUAAUACUAAUUGAAUUGGGGUUUUAAUUAGUUUUUAUGAUGUUAACAUAUAUGCGAAUUUUGAUGUUUGAUGCUUAUCCAUAAUUAUUAUUUUUCAAUUUUUAAGGUCAUUAGAGCGUAUAUCGGGUGUACCUAUGAAACUGUGAUUUUUUCUCAAAGCUCACGUCAUCCUGCGGAAUAUUCUAGCGUUUAUAAAAUACUGAAAUUAAAAUCCAACUACAGCCAGGGCUGGAUUUACAUAUGGGCUAUAGCUGAGGACGGCAAAUUUUGAUAACAAAGUAAAAAAUAGCAGGGGGGGGGUCAAAUUGUAGAUAGCCCAGGGGCGACAAAUCUUCAAAUCCACCUCUGACUAUAGCCUCAUGUGUCCUAACAUUCUGUUUUUUUAUUCAUUUGCUUAUGUUGAAUAAUACAAAAGUUGGGUACUUUAACAAUUAGCCUUGUUUUUCAUCAAUACAGGAUGUUUUUAAAUAAGUAUGGCAAACUUUAAGGAGUAAUUCUGCAUGAAAAAUAAUGACAGUUUGCUUAGAAACGUAUGUCUGCAAAUGCUUCGAUUCCGAGAUAGGGGGUGUUGAAAUUUUUCUUACAAACUGAUGAUUUAUUUAUUGCUCUAAAACCGGUUGAUAUAGCAAAUGAAAUUUGGUGAGUUUUAAGAGUUGGUUAUUGUGCAUUUUUGACAUACAAUUAAGAAUUUUAUGUUCACCAUUGGCGCACAUAAGGGUCAUAUUACCUGUAUGCGCACCAGUGGUUAAUAUUAAAUUCCUAAUUGCAUAUCAAAAACGUGCAAUAACUACCUCUUAAAACCCACCAAAUUUCAUUUGUAUAUCUUAACCGGUUUGAGAGCCAUAAAUAAAACGUCAGUUUGUAAGAAAAAAUUUAACAUCCCGUAUCUCGGAAACGAAGCAUUUGCGGACAUACGUUUACAAAGCCAACUCACUAUUUUCUCAUGCAGAAUUAUCCCUUAAAGUUUGCCAUACUUAUUUAAAACUACCCAGUAUUGAUGAAAAACAAGGCUAGUUCUUAAAGUACCUAACUUUUUUAUUAUCUAACAUAAGCGAAUGAAUAAAUAAAAACGGAAUGUUACGAAAUAUGAGGCUAUAGAAUAUUUCACAGGGUGACGUGAAGUUUGAGAAAAAAUCACAGUUUGAUUGUCCACUCGGUAUACAAUGACAAUUUACCUGUCUAGCAACAAUAUUAUUACAGCGAUAUUGUUAAAGAAUAAGGCGAUAACAUGUAAAAAAAUCACUUAAAUCGGACAACAGGUUUAGGAAAUUCAAGCCUUUAAAACUGACCAAUUUUUACAGUAGUGCGUUAAUUUCUUGGAUAAGUGCAUUAUAUCUCCAGUUCAGUUUCUGUUUUUGGAUAUGUCGAUAUGAUAGUCGAUUCUAUCUAUAAUCUUUGGAAGUUCUGACUGUUUGCAAAGAUCACUGUACUGUCAACAUUUCGUAUGUUAUUUAUUUAUUUCCUAUUUACCUAGAAUACUUAAUGCUCCUUCAAAAUUUUUUUUCAGAACAAUAGAGGUAACAGAGAGUGCAUCCUUGUCUUGCCCUUCUUUUAAUUGAGUAGGUAUAAUAUGAAUUUUAUUCAAGAGUAAGAAAUAGUUAUUUAUGAAACAGUUCGUCAAGUAUGCUUUUUGCGAACGCACGCGUGUUUAGAGCACGAGCGAUAGCGGCGUGAGUGCUAUACAUCGCGUAAGUUCGCAAAAAGUACUUCACGCACAGUUUCAUACAAUAUGUUAUCUACGAUAAACAAAUAAAAAAAAACUAACUGUUCGUCACUGGAAUUCAUUUCUAUUCUACAAUUGUUAGACCUUUGACAUUUAAAAAUUCUAACUUCUUUCAAACCACAAAACUGUCAAAAUUUUUGUUGUAAUUUAUUGCUCAAAUGUCAUCACCAUGACAACGCGAGUUAAGGAUAUUUGAUUAUAACGACAGAGAUAGCUAUACAGUACAUGUCUAUUCUUUAUUCAGAUAUACCUACUUUCCAGUUUACCUCACCUAUGCAGUGUACAAUCCGACAAACUAUAGCUGGCGGGUGACCUUGAGCGAAAAUACACGAGUAAUACACAAUAAGAGAAGGUCUCGCUUGUCGGAUUGUACGUCAACUUAACAAGAAAAGUUAGGUUAUGUAGAGAUGUUGAUGGUGGACAUAUAUGUACAGCAUAUUGUUUGAUUUUAUUUAUUAUUGUUACUUAUAAUUUUGUGAAUGCUUUUUAUUUUUGAUUAAAGUUCUGUGUUAAAGGUUU